AAGAAACAUGUGAGGUAUGACUCUUCUUCCACACCUUCAAAAAAGACCAAAGUUGAUAUUUUUUUUUUCUCUUAUAAACAACUGGAUGGAUUGGUGAUCUCUUCUCCACCAUACAAACACUAAUAUUCCCCAUCCUGAUGUGUAUAUCUACAAUGCAUGGUAAAAGGGAAAUGAAGGUUGAGGAGAGAGAAUCCAAAUCAACCAUGCAUGGAAGUUUCUGCAACUCAAUUCAAUGAUUAACUAGCUUACCUUCCCCAGGUAUAUAUAUAUUUUCACCAUCUUGCAUUUUGUUUACAUUGUUUGGUGAGGUUUCUUCUUCUACUGUCAUAGCAAUUGAUUUGAGGAUUAUUAGGAGGACCCUUUUGCAUCUCAAAACAGAACUCCAUAUCCAACCUAACAAAAUAGAGCCAUUAAAGCUAGGGAAAAUAUCAAAGAAGAGAAGAUGUUGCUAAGGAGCUCUUCAACACCAGUUCUUGGAUCCCUCCUCUCUUCCUUCUCAGAAAGUCCCAGCCACCACAACUCUGAACCACCACCCCACACCACCACCAUCAAACACCCACCAACCACAAUUCACCAAAACCACAAGAAGCUCUCAUUUCACCACCAAGCUGGGCCCCUAAACCACUACACAUUUUCAUGCAACUCGUCUCCCAUCUCUCCCGCAAUCGCUGAAUCCUCUGUUGGUAGCCGACGCUCUGAGAAUGGCUUUCAAAGGGCUCAGUCUGAAGGAAACCUGGAAGGAUUAGACAAUCCCUCGUGCAACCCCGAUGAAUUCUCUAUUUCAAACCUACCCAAGAAGUUUCCGCAUAAAACGCAUAGCUCUAUGUUGGAAACAAUCCCAUCUUUCUCGUUUCACCAUGAAAGAAAUUGGUAUGAAGAAGACAGUGAUGAGGAAGAUGAUGACAAAGAAGAAGAAGAGAGAGAACAAUCGGAGGAAUACGAUGGGUUUUUUGAGAACUCCAUAGCCGCGAGAGGCAGUGGAUUGAAUUUUGAGAAGCAGAACAUGGGUUUGAAUAAUGAAAUGAGAUUUUUGAAUGCAAAUGGGGCGUUAGGCUUGGAAACGAAAACAGAGCAUAAUUCUGGGAUGUAUCUUACAAGAGGGAUUGGAGUUGACAGUGCUAAUAUUGGUUUUGGUGGUGGAGGUGACUAUAAUGGAGGUGGAGGUGGAGGUGGUGGAGAUUUUAUACCUGUAGCCUUUGGGAGGGAUGAUGGCGAUGGCAAUGGCCCCGGUGUAGAACAGCAUUACAAGAAGCUGGUGGAGGAUAAUCCCGGCAACCCUCUGUUCUUGAGGAAUUAUGCUCAGUUUCUAUAUGAAUCGAAAGGAGACUUACCAAGGGCAGAGGAAUACUACUCUAGAGCUAUCCUAUCAGAUUCUAAAGAUGGUGAAGUACUAUCACAAUAUGCUAAAUUGGUAUGGGAGCUCCAUCAUGACCACGGCAGAGCUUUAAGCUACUUUGAAAGAGCAGUUCAAGCUGCCCCUGAGGAUAGCCACGUUCAAGCAGCAUAUGCUAAUUUCCUCUGGGAAACGGAGGAAGACAAGGAUGAAGAUGAUGCACCGAAUGAUCUUAGUGCUCUGCCCUCGCAUUUCUAUAACAGAACCGUGGCUUCUACAACUGCUUAGAUACCUCAAGCCUAGCAAAGCAGGGAUUGUGAUUGUAUGACAAAUUCUUGAAUUGUCGAUGACACAGCAUAAGUUGAUUAUUUCUAUGUUCUUGUAUUUUUUUAGAAACAGGCAAAAAAAAUAGUACUUGGUUUAAUUCAUGAAGGGUGCCAUCUGUACUACAAGAGCUCUCCUUAUAAUAAAUGAAUAUUUUCACUGGA
Camellia sinensis is the source of this 1821-nucleotide messenger RNA. RefSeq lists its product as uncharacterized. Gene Ontology annotation, molecular function: protein binding. Lineage: Eukaryota; Viridiplantae; Streptophyta; Magnoliopsida; Ericales; Theaceae. The record is from RefSeq and is a predicted model, not a curated record.